This is a messenger RNA of Dendronephthya gigantea, 2494 nucleotides long. Its product is annotated as SLAIN motif-containing protein 2-like. The record is from RefSeq and is a predicted model, not a curated record. The transcript has 15 exons. NCBI's taxonomy places the organism in Eukaryota, Metazoa, Cnidaria, Anthozoa, Malacalcyonacea, Nephtheidae. The coding region runs from base 107 to 1843 and encodes 578 amino acids.
UGAUUCAAAGAAGAACUUCAGAAGCCAUAUCUAUAUUAAGUUUUAAAAACUUAAUACAGUAUUUUCAACACUGAGCACUCAAUAUGAAUUGAGAAAUCAAAAGAACAUGGAGGAAGCAUUUGAUGUACCUCCAAUGGAUCUCAAGGCUUCUGCCGAACAGGAGGUUCGAAAGCUUCAGGACAUGGUGAAAAGAUUGGAAAAACAGAAUGAACUACUUCGAAAUAGCUCCAGUCAAAACGGGACAGCCAUAAUCACAUUACCAAAGAGAGACAGCGUAGAAUUAGAGGAAGUUGCACUUAUAAAUUUGAAUGAUUCCUCCGAUGACUUGGAGGACAGCUGGUUGUAUGAAUCACCUGUAAGACCAGCAACUCCCGCACAAAAGUCAAUCCCUUCCUUGAAGUGGACUAAAACAUCAAGUGUUAGUGGAUUAGAUGAUGUCAGAGGCAACUUAAUUGAUAAACUGGAUGACAUUGAGACACAACAAGAAAUAUCCAAGGUUAGAGUUACACAGAGUCAACAUGAUAGAGUUAUGUCAACAAAUGCACCAAAGAAUUCAUUAUUUUUCCAACCAACUGCUAAGACUCCAAAAAAAAUAACAGCUGAUGACUAUAUGCAUGAUAAUAGUCAACUUGAUAGCAGUGCAUAUGGUAGUAUGGAUGAAAUGGAUGAUAUUCCAACAGGUCCUAUUUUACGACGUUCAGCACUUGGUAAUAAGGACAAUUCUAGUACUAAUCCUCAAGACAACACAAGUAUGUCCCUGUCAGAGGAUUUAGAUGAUGAACCACAAGGUCCAAUAUUACGACGUUCUGGACUUGGUAGUGCAGCCAAACCAACUCCAAAUUUAUCCCAGUCAGAAAAUAUUGACGAUGAGCCGAAAGGCCCAAUCUUGCGAAGAUCAGCUCUUAGUAAAAACAGCCCGCCUAAAAGUGAACCAUCAAAUAUCUCUCAGUCUGACGAUAUGAAUGAUGAAACGCAAGGUCCUAUUCUAAGAAGAUCGGCCGUUCGAAAAGAGAGCCCGAAAAAUGAUGAAUUACAACUACCUAAGAAUGUGUCUCAGUCGGAUAUCUUAAAUGAUGUACCGCAAGGCCCUAUUCUACAACGAUCAGCUGUACCUAAAAAUACGAAAACAUCUCCUCAAUUAAAUGAAUUAUCAGAAAGACAAGGAGUGAACACAUCACCAGGCUUACGUUUACAACCUCGGGCUCGUAGAAAACAGCUCACAGAUGAUGACAUGACAGCCGGUACUCUGGAUACGAGCUCCCAAAGCAGUCAAGAUGAUUAUGAUGCAGAUGAUAUAAACGAUAAAAGUCCAAUUGUGAAACGUUCAGCACUUGCUUUGCCUAAACCAUCUUCCGAAGGUUUAUCAAAACAGCUGUGGUAUUCAGGACCAAUCAGUCAGAUGAACAAACAAAAAUCUAAAACUGACUCAACAGCAGCUCGCCGUUCAGUUUCACCAAGUCCCGACAGAAGAAACAAACUUCAACCAAGAACUCCAGCCGCUACAUCAGGAAUUACCUCACGAAGAUCAGCUGGAAGCCGGGGCAGCAUGGAAGAUCUUCUCGAUGACGCACCACCGGUCCAACGAAGGAGUUUACCCCAAGUUCCAACGGAUACUGUGGGUGUAAAAUCUCGCAGAUCAGACGAAGGAAUCGCAAACAGAACGCAGCUUAGACCAAAAGGUAAAGUUCAAAAUCUUCAACAACCACAAGGAAAUGUUGUUGCUCGACGCUCGAAACUAGCCACACCAUCAAACGGCAAGGGUGUGGUUGCAAGGCGGAAAGCAUCUUCGCCAAAUUCUAAUGACAGUAAUAUAGAUGAGAGUUGGAAGGAAGGAUGUUACUAAAGAUUGCGAUGGCAUAAUAAAGAGGGUGGAAAAUGAAGCCGCUGCUCCAUGGCCGCUUGUAUAAAUAAAUAAGAAUAAAUAAGCUAUUUAAAACUAACCAAAUGAUGGGUCACCGCUCACCAAAAUUAUUUACAACCAAACAGACUAUUCUUCUCAAUUGAUUUUAGUCUAAUUUGUCUUCAAAUGUCUCUGUUUACAAGCUAUGAAAUUUCUAGCAGUGAGUUUCGAAAAUGUGACGUUUUCUCACGUGUUGGAAGAUUUAUUUGGCCUUUUUAUAUAAGAAGUGACAGUUUUCCAAUCUUUACAAACUUCUGAACAGCCACGUUCGCGGAUGGUGUUCGAGUUUCCAUAUUCAAUAUUGUAAUUUUCAGCAAUUUACUGCAUGUUUCCGGGUUGGAACACAUCAUGUAACGUCUGUGUAUAUGUUAGCUCUGAGAGUGGCAUGAUCUGCGGUUAAACUUCAGGAAUACUUUUAGUGAAAUUAUACGGGGUAGUAAAACGUGAAUAUUGAAUUAUGUUUUCUUGUAAAACGUAAGUGUGAAAGAGUUGAUCAGUAAAGUACGAAGUUUGCGUCAAUCAUAUCUGCAAACACCUCUUGUGUUUGUUGCUUGUGAUUAAUCUUGUAAAGUGGAAAUAAGGAGUAAGAACAGG